AGGGCGCGAGAGUGGAGGAGCGGCAGGCGUACCUGCAGCAGGUGGAGGACGAGUUGAAGGGCCGCUUGAACGAGACGCGGCAUGUCGGGGAGAACCUCGCGGCUGAGAAGGUGGCACUGCGAGCGGAACAGGCGAGACUGUUGGCGGAGCGGGCUGCUGUUGAGCAGGACCGCAGGCAGUGCAAUGAGGUGGCACACGGCUUCGUGGAGCGCGAGCGCCGCCUUAAGGAGGCGGAGAAGAAGUUGUCGCAAGUGAAGGACGACCUCGCGGCGUACGAGGCCUUUUUGCGCGCGAGGGGAAGUGAUGGGGCGUGA
Messenger RNA from Trypanosoma grayi, 314 nucleotides. RefSeq lists its product as hypothetical. The transcript has a single exon. The record is from RefSeq and is a predicted model, not a curated record. The annotation marks the transcript as partial. Lineage: Eukaryota; Euglenozoa; Kinetoplastea; Trypanosomatida; Trypanosomatidae.